Molecule: messenger RNA, 891 nt
Organism: Aspergillus calidoustus
Lineage: Eukaryota; Fungi; Ascomycota; Eurotiomycetes; Eurotiales; Aspergillaceae
Source: the annotation of a GenBank genome assembly
AUGGAUCAAUUAGUCCGCCAAUACACCCGGUCGCCGCACCAGAACGAGUUCUACUCGGAGCAAGAACAGCAUGACCUGACAGAGGCCCUUCCUCCACUUUCACUGAAAUUCAGUCUUCCUCCAGUUGCAAACCACUCCGCCUUCCUCCGUGCGAUGACCGAUGACCACUCGAAUCCCAGCUGCCCCAUCAAACUUGCACACGGAACGACAACGCUCGCCUUCCGAUUCCAGGGUGGUAUUAUUGUCUGCACAGAUUCCCGAGCGACAGCCGGAAACUGGAUUGCCAGUCAGACAGUGAAGAAGGUCAUUCCUGUUUCCCGGUUGAGCCGUGGAGAGGAUAAGCCCGGGCGUGACCCUGUGCCCGGUCUUCUGGGAACUAUGGCCGGUGGUGCGGCGGAUUGUCAAUACUGGCUGAGAUAUCUGAGCCAACAGUGCACACUGCACGAAAUCCGUCACAAGCGGCGUAUCACGGUUGCUGCCGCCUCGAAGAUUCUAGCUAACCUUACAUACGCCUACAAGGGUUAUGGACUGAGCAUGGGAACAAUGUUGGCAGGUGUGACAGCACAGGAAGGUCCCGCGCUCUACUAUAUCGACUCCGACGGCACUCGCCUCCCCGGAAACCUAUUCUGUGUCGGAUCUGGUCAGACUUUCGCCUACGGUGUGCUUGACGCCAACUACGACUACGAUAUGUCUGUGGAAGAUGCCCUCGAGCUCGGCCGAAGGAGUAUUCUCGCCGCCAUGCACCGUGACGCCUACUCCGGUGGUUUCAUCAACCUGUACCACGUCACGGAAGCCGGCUGGAUCCACCACGGCUUCGAUGACAUGAACCCUAUAUUCUGGAAGACGAAGUUGGAGAAGGGCGAGUUCUCGAAUGUUACCUCGGCGCUGUAG